AACGUCGCCCAUCCCGUUCGGGCCGGUCCGUCCGGUCCGGCGGGACCGCCCCGACGGUCGUCGAGGCGCGGCGGCGGCGGCGGCGGCGGCGGCUCGCGGGAACGCCGACCAGACGGACCGGCUCGCCCGCAACCCAAAACAACGGCAGACAAAAGCCCGUGUGUGUGUGUGUGUGUGUGUGUGGGCGGGUGUGCGCGCGGCGGGCGGAGUCAAAGGUCACCCCACAAGCGGCGACGGCCGUCGGGCCGGUCCGGCGGGACCGCCCCGACGGUCGUCGAGGCGCGGCGGCGGCGGCUCGCGGGAACGCCGACCAGACGGACCGGCUCGCCUGCAACCCAAAACAACGGCAGACAAAAGCCCGUGUGUGUGUGUGUGUGUGUGUGUGUGGGCGGGUGUGCGCGCGGCGGGCGGAGUCAAAGGUCGCCCCGCAAGCGGCGACGGCCGUCGAUCGCUCCGCAGACAGCGCGUUCCGCUCAUCGCCUUUCCAGGUCGUCGCAGAGGUCGCCGUCGCCGCACAUCCAUGGAGUCCGCCGAGGCUUUGUCGGCCAAGCAGAAGAGCCGCCGGAACGUCACCAUCGAGAUCACCAACCUGACCGUCGGCUUCGUCCUCAAGCACCCCAAGGUGCACAUGGAAAGCGGCAACUGCCACAGCCCGCCGCAGCCCACCGUGCGCUCCAUGCGCACCGAAGUGUGCAACUUCACCAAAACGGACGUGGCCACGACGGGCGCGGUGGGCGUGCUGACCUACGACCUCUACGAGGGAAAAACCGCCGCCGCCAAGCUGGCCCUCAUGUUCUCCGUGCCCUACGACUACACCUUCUACAAGAACUGGGCGGCGGUGGGCAUCUUCCCCUUGAGCCGCGAAACCGACGGGAAGCUCUACAAGGAGAUGUACGAGGACAAGAAUCAGAACGGCUUCGUGCGCCAGGAGGCCAAAGGCUGCGGCCUGACCUACGAGAGCGGCAAGAUGGACGUCAAGGUCACCAUGUCGCCCUUGGGCAGGGCCAUCAUGAAGGUGGAGCUGUGGGACCUGCACUUCCACCCCUGAGCCGACUCGCCAAACCGAGUGCGCUUUUGUUGCCGAUGCACAAAAUCAACAAUAAAAAAAACUCUAACUUGC
Messenger RNA from Phycodurus eques (leafy seadragon), 1120 nucleotides. RefSeq names its product DELTA-sagatoxin-Srs1a-like. Gene Ontology annotation, molecular function: channel activity. Gene Ontology annotation, cellular component: pore complex. The transcript is spliced from 3 exons. Bases 521 to 1048 code for a protein of 175 amino acids. Lineage: Eukaryota; Metazoa; Chordata; Actinopteri; Syngnathiformes; Syngnathidae. The record is from RefSeq and is a predicted model, not a curated record. Gene Ontology annotation, biological process: monoatomic cation transport; cytolysis in another organism; pore complex assembly.